Babjeviella inositovora NRRL Y-12698 is the source of this 4698-nucleotide messenger RNA. RefSeq names its product Kre5p (gene KRE5). The record is from RefSeq and is a predicted model, not a curated record. The coding region runs from base 1 to 4341 and encodes 1446 amino acids. Lineage: Eukaryota; Fungi; Ascomycota; Pichiomycetes; Serinales. The transcript has 2 exons. Gene Ontology annotation, cellular component: endoplasmic reticulum. Gene Ontology annotation, molecular function: UDP-glucose:glycoprotein glucosyltransferase activity.
AUGUUCUCACGUUGGGAGCACCAGUGCAAUUCAACGAUUGGAGGAAGAACUUACAAAACGGUGGCGUCUGCCAACCUGGUGGAUGUGAACCUCCGGGCGACGUGGCGCCGGACGCCGUUUGAGCUCAACCUCCUCGAGUCUGCUGCCGCACAAAACGAAUCGUUGUACGAACCUCUUCUUGCCCAAAUUAUCGGCCUAGAUGAUGAGGAAGCACAAUUCACCCAUCAGGAGUUGUUUGAGUCCGCUUCCGCGUUGCUAGCGGAGAUGCCAGCGGCAAUGUUCGAGUUCCAGCUAGCCAAUAAGUACCACUCGCCACGCGUCCAGGCGCACUACCAGUACUAUUCCAACGUGGUGCUUCCAAAGCAUUCGGCUCAAUUGGUUUCCCAAUGUGCUGUGGACUCGUUUGGGAACAAGGUCGGGACCAAGUCCGGGUUGCCGGCUGCCUGGAUGGUGCUCAACAACAAGAUUUACUGCUCUUCGGACGAGAUUUUUGCGCUCAGAUUUGACGAAUCAUCCCAGGAGGGGCUUAUUGCCACAGACCGCAUUAUGGGCAAAGCCGGCCCAAUCGCCAUUGUCUACGGUGACAUUGCCUCAACCAAGUUCCGCCGGAUGUUCCGGACGAUUUAUUCGUUCGUCCAACAGGGCAAGCUCAGAGUCGUCUGGAGAUAUAUACCCGAUGAGAAGACGGUUGAAAAGGAAAGUUUGACCGGUUACGGCGUGGACUUGACGUUGAAGCGCACCGACUACAUCGUGCUCGACGAUAGAGACUUUGGCCAGAAAAUCUUAGAGGUGGACACCCCUGAGGUUGAGUCAGACGUUUUCUGGGAGUCUUAUCACAAAGACAUUGCGCCGUUGAAGCAGACGGAUAUUGACUCUGUGGACUUGCGCCUUGCGUCGUACAUUUUGGACGGAAAUUACACCCUUUCCCAGUUUGAAAUGCUUCAGACAGUGGUGCAGGACUUUCCAAAGUUUGUCUCGUUUUUCGCCUCCUACCCGGUCAAUCCUGAGGUCAAGAAACAUGCUGCAACCAAUGAUGAGUUCGGUUUGGACGAUACCGCCACUGGGCUCUAUGUGAACGGUGCACCGAUCCUUGCGGCUCAGCUUGACGUCUUUCGCCUCUUUAAGGUUAUCGAAGAUGAGCACAAUCUCGUUUCACAGUUCUCUGACUUUGGGUUGAAGCCCUCCCAGGCCAAGGAAUUGAUCAAGAAAUUUGCCCACAUGUCAACAGUCAUGCAAGCACAGCGCGAUAGAGCCCGUUACAACAUCGGUAAAACCCCCGGAGUGGUUUUUUUGAACAACAUUGAGAAGGACAAGGCGUACAAGCCGGUUUCUACCAACUUAGAGGUCUAUAUGCAGCGCUUCCAAAUGGGCCAGAUCCCGCCAUUGCGGGAAAACGUCCACGAAACCAUCUUUGCGGUUAAUUUAUCGGACCAGCAAACCGUUGCGGUGGUGAUGAAGGUGUACGAGUUGAUGGUGGGCAGAAAGAUUUGCCAGCAGAUCGGGGUUCUUCCGUUGGUGGAUUCCGAAUUGGAUGCCCAGCUCACCCAGCAAUUCUACCGUUUGUACGAAGCCGGAUCCAAGGCGAAAUUGCUUCAAUUUUUGAAGGAUAUUAGCAGCGGUGAGGCAAACUUUGACGAAACAGAGCUGGAUAUCACCAAGUACACCCAGGUGCGGAAACAGUUUUCCAUCACCAAUCCGUCAGUUAUCAUCAACGGUGUGUUCUACGCCUUGGACGGGAGGUUCCAACAGAAUAUUGCGGCACAGAUCUACCAGGAUACUAUCGAGUUGCAGCACUUUCUUAUCAACGAGGCUCAGAAGGCGGGCGGUCCGGGCGACUUGUCUGCGGUGAAACAUGGGCAGUUGAAGCAGUUUUUGCUCAGGGGGCUGCUCCAGAGCCGCAAUUUGCGUGUUGCCCCAGAAAACAUGAACGUGGUCCAGUUCAAGGACAUUGACAAAGAAUUGGUAGAGGCUGCUGUUUCAGCCGUCCGAAGUGACGCUGACGGGCUUCCAAUGGCCUCUCUCUGGGUGGUGGGAGAUUUUGACGAUGAAAGUGUCCGUGUGCAGUUGGCUAAUGUUUUGCGUUUCUGGAUAACCGCCGGAAACGAAAACUUGCAGUUGCGUGUGUUGCAAACCGGCGACUCCAAGUUGUUCGGCUUGGUUGAAACGUAUCUUCAGUCCAAGAAGUUUAGCUUAACAGUGGAGGAUGUUGAAAUUUUGGUGGAAACGGUGGAAAGCGCCGAGUCUGGUUAUGCCACCGGGAACGUGUCUGAGCUUCUUGUGAGAAACAAGCUCCCAAGUGAUAAACCCUUCUUGUUACUUAGUGGGAGAUUCAUCUCGGUGGGAGCGGAACCGCUCUCUGUGUCCGAUUUGGAAGCCUGGGUGAGCCAUGAUUCGGAAAACCGUCUCGAGCUCAUCCAGAGCGCAUUGGUCACCUUGGACUUGGACUUUGAUCUUGAAAAGGUGACUAGCCAGUCCUCGUGGUUUGAGCGACUCUUUGCCCUUGUAACGCGCUCCUUGUUCAAGGACGAGCUCUUUGAGCGGUUUGACUUCUCCAAGAUCGACCUGUACAACCAGUUUACGGUAAUUGGCGACGAAGAAUCGCCAAUUACCGUGACCCUUCUUAUUGACCCCCUUAGUGAAAAGGCCCAGGAAGUGAUUGCCAUGGUCAAUGCUGUCACCAAGCUUCCGUUUGUCAACUUGCAAAUACUCUUGCAGCCGAAGCCGAAGGUGGAGGAGCUCGCGAUAAAGCGAUUGUACAGAGGGGUGUUUCCGUCUGGUGCCACCUUUGACGAGACGGGUAAGGCGGUGGAUGCUGCGAAGGCUGUAUUUGACCUCGUUCCAGAAGAAACCCUCUUCACUUUGAACUUGAUCACCCCGUCGCCGUGGAUUGUGGUCAUCCAGGAGGCCAACACCGACUUGGAUAACGUGAAGCUCUCCCUUGCUGGUGGCACUGUCAGUGGUACCUACGAAUUGAAGAACAUCCUCGUCGAGGGGUACUACACCCAGGACUUGUCUGGCCCGGUGCAUAUCCCACCCGCCGGUUUGGCCGUGGAUCUUUCCCCUGUCGGGGUUACUUCGGCCGUUUCCGAUACGAACGUCAUGGCCACAGCCGGCUACAUGCAGUUGAAGGCGAACCCAGGAUUUUAUGACCUCACCAUCAAAAAGGGCACCAGGUCAGCAGAGAUUUACGACUUGGUUUCGGCUAGCGAGGGUUUUGAAGAGGAAGGAAAGAUCCCCGUGGACAGCAUCCAGCUCCGUAUUUUAAACUUGAAGGGGUUAAUGGUGUUUCCUAAGGUGGCCAAGAAGCCCGGGUUUGAAGACAAAUCCUUGGAUGAGCCGGUGCCAGCCGCCAAGAAGGGGUUUAUGGGCAAGUUGUUCAAGAAGUCGGUUGAGUCGAAGCAGCCAGAGAUAAACAUUUUCACCGUUGCCAGUGGUCACCUCUAUGAACGAUUUUUGGGGAUCAUGACUGCGUCGGUGAUGAAGCACACCAAGCACACGGUGAAGUUUUGGUUGAUCGAGAACUACAUGUCGCCGCACUUCAAGAAGGUGUUGCCCGCCCUUGCGGAGAAGUACGGGUUUAAGUACGAGUUGGUUAACUACAAGUGGCCGUCGUGGCUCAGAAACCAGCGGGAGAAGCAAAGGACCAUCUGGGGAUACAAGAUUCUCUUCUUGGACGUUUUGUUUCCGCAAGACUUGGAAAAAGUGAUCUUUGUGGAUUCGGACCAGAUUGUGCGCACAGACAUGAAAGAGUUGGUGGAUAUGGACUUGGAAGGCGCUCCGUACGGGUACACCCCGAUGGGUGACUCCAGGGAGGAGAUGGAGGGGUUCCGCUUCUGGAAGCAGGGCUACUGGGCGAAGCUCUUGGGUGAUGAGUAUCUGUACCACAUUAGUGCCUUGUACGUGAUUGACUUGAAAAAGUUUAGAGCAAUCGGCGCGGGUGACAAGUUGAGAGCACAUUACCAGCAAUUGUCCGCUGAUCCAAACUCGUUAAGUAACUUGGACCAGGACUUACCAAACAACUUGCAAAAAGAGUUGAGGAUUUUCUCGUUGCCCCAGGAUUGGUUGUGGUGUGAGACCUGGUGUUCCGAUGAGUCGUUGAAGACCGCCAAGACCAUUGAUUUGUGUAACAACCCGUUGACGAAGGAGCCAAAGUUGGACCGUGCACGUCGCCAGAUUCCCGAAUGGACAACCUAUGAUGAUGAAAUCACCGAUAUGAUCAAGGGUUUGAGGUUGGAUGAAGCGGUUCCAGCGCCGGUUGAAGAAGAGGAGGAAGAGGAGGAAGAGCAGAUUGACGCUGGGCAGGAUUAUGAUUGGGACGAUCUCGAGCAUGAUGAGCUUUAAAGCAAAAGCGUAGGGGUUUUCCUCUGAAAGUAUAUAGUAAAUGUGUUAAGCAAUACAAUUUACUGGACGCCAGUGACUUGGUGAAUCGAUCAAGUAACAGUAUAGGGGAUUGUUUCAUCGGUGAGUGCCGUCAUUAAUCCUUAGCAUAGUGCUUAAAUCAGAGUGCUUAUGGCUAGCGUAAAAGAGUUAUGGCUUUGAUGUAACACAGAAUAUGUUGUGGAAAUCGGGAUGAUCCAGAAUUCGAUAAUUCGGCCGCGUAGUCCAGUAUGAUACUCGCUUUGGGUAUGAGUAAUCCAGGAUUCAAUUCCCUGUCCGGCCUGGGUUUCUUUUUUUAAUUCUUUAUUCGGUUUGGUAUGU